Molecule: messenger RNA, 882 nt
Organism: Auxenochlorella protothecoides
Lineage: Eukaryota; Viridiplantae; Chlorophyta; Trebouxiophyceae; Chlorellales; Chlorellaceae
Product: DEAD-box ATP-dependent RNA helicase 13
Exons: 2
Cellular component (GO): nucleolus
Source: RefSeq, a predicted model, not a curated record
GGUGGCGGCGGCAGCAGCGGCAGCGCCACCCUGGACUCGCUGAUGGACCGUGUGCCUUUCCGCGGGCGCAAACCCGCGGUGGUGGACCUGACCACGGGCAUGCGCGUCGCGGCGCGUGUCUCCGAGGCCCACCUUUCCUGCCCUGAGGCUGAGCGUGACGAGUACCUGUACUGCCUCCUGUCCUGCCACCCGGGCCGCACCAUCGUGUUCGUGAACGCGGUGUCGGCGGUGCGCCGCCUGGCGGCCAUCCUCAAGCUGCUGGCCCUGCCCGUGCAGGCGCUGCACGCGGGCAUGCAGCAGCGGCAGCGCCUCAAGGCCCUCGACCGCUUCCGCGCCGACGCGGCGGGGGUGCUGGUGGCCACCGACGUCGCGGCGCGCGGGCUGGACGUGCGGGAUGUCCGCUGCGUGGUGCACUACCAGCUCCCCGCCUCGCUGGACACCUACGUGCACCGGUCCGGGCGGACGGGGCGGGCCAGCGCAGAGGGACUCAGCUUGGCCAUGGUCACGCCCAAGGAGCAGGCGCGCUUCCUGGCCCUCUACCGCGGCCUGGGCAGGGAAGUGCCCCCGGAGUUCCCCAUCGACCUGUCGCUGCUGCCCGCCGUGCGCAAGCGGGUCAGGCUGGCAGUCAGGCUGGACGCCCACGAGCGCAAGCACUCCAAGAGCUGCGCGGAGGCCGCCUGGCGGAGCCAGCAUGCGGAGGAGCUGGGCAUCGAGCUGAGCGACGAGGAGCUGAGCGAGGAGGAGGCGGCCGCGACUGGGCGCAGGGGCGGGCGGAGAGGGCAGGCACUGGAGGCGGGGGACCGCGGGGUUGACGGCGUGAUCGCCGCACAGGUAUGUUUAUUGGUUGUUUUUUAUGGAGGGAAGGGGAGUAAUGGGGAGUAA